Molecule: messenger RNA, 4192 nt
Organism: Panicum virgatum (switchgrass)
Lineage: Eukaryota; Viridiplantae; Streptophyta; Magnoliopsida; Poales; Poaceae
Exons: 11
Coding region: 1888-3912 (674 amino acids)
Source: RefSeq, a predicted model, not a curated record
AUUCUUUUGGGCCCCCCUCGCUCGUGUCACCCUAAAACUAGGGUUAAACAAACUUGCUUUUGCACAAACGCGGCCUUGCCUUUAACGACUGUUUGUCUUUGCUUGUAGGGGGUCUACUAGUAACAAUUUCUUCCUUUGUUUCGCGUCAAUCCAUUUGGUAGGACAAGCGGUGCUGUGGCAAGAGCACUUCUAGAUGGAGCCACUUUGUUAGGAGCCAAAUGGCAUGUUUGCUCUGGUUUUCCUCUGUAGUGGUGAUUUAUGAGGCACAGCCUAUGCUUGCAUCGCGAUGUGUAUGCUCAUUUUCUGGCUAGCGUUGUUCGGAACGCACGCGCUAUGUUAGAAAAAAAACUGAACUUUCUUACUGGACAGAGAAGUGGCAAUGUAAAAGGUCAGGUUGGUGCUUGAGUCACUCAUGCGGCAUCUGCACCGCUGGGCAAACUGAUCAUUCCACAAAUUUCGGUUUCUACGUUAGUGGUAGCUUUUUUCUUCUUUCCAAAUUGUAGCUUUGAAUCUUGUGAUACGGCAUCAGGUUUCGUGUCUGUUCUGAAAACCCUGAAACUUUAAAUAUCAUUAAAAUAACAAAGGGCAUUCUGCUUAUAUUUUCACCUUGUUCAGUGUCAGCACUGCAUCUUCCAAGGAUAGGGUGACGCGGGUUCCGCAAACUUACCAGUUAUGGAGCAUCUGUCAUCUGUGCUAAACUGCUCCCGUUUCAUGUGCUGGCCGGCACUAACGUCAUAGAUCAAACUCAUCUGGAUAGGGGUGACAGCGCAGUACAGAGAUUUUUGAUAAUCAGUACAGAGAUUUGAAGUGCUCAUGUCAUAUGGAUCUAGAAACCUAACCGCACCAUUAACAACUCCAAAGUACACUGCCCGCUGCCACCACGCCAGCACCAACCACCAAGAUUAAGCAAGUUCACACAGUGUAUCAAAACGGAGUACUUAUAAGAUAUCCUAACGCUUUUGGCUUGUUUGUCGUCGUUUGGUGUGCACAUCACUCACCAACUGCUGCUACUACAUAUGCUGAAAAUGUCCUGCACAGGUUUGGUAAUUUGGUAGGCAACGUGCUACGUACUAGUUUAUAAAAAAGUAUUUUUGAUGUUUUGUCAGUUUGGUAGAUACAGGGUUUGGCUCUACUAGGCUUGUACUUGUAUACUCCCAUAAUCUCAGUCCUACCACAUGUCUGAUGUCUCAUCACCCCAAAACUGUUACUGUAUCAGGGUUGGGUUAGAAAGCCUGAUUAGGGCACAAAUUACCAGGUUGGUUGGAAAGGCUCCCCUUUUCCCUACCCUCUAGUUUCUCCACCUGCAAAAACAAAGAAAACCGCGGGAGGAGCAAGGUUUUCAGACCUGGGCAUGCGAAAAAGGUGCAGUGGUUAACCUAUUCAUCGAUCCAUCACAGCAAGGAACCCCAGGGAGAAGGGGGGGAAAGGUGUGCGUGGCGUUUUCACGAGAUGUCACAGUCAACGGCCUUUUUGCAGGCUCGCCACUAGCGUGUCAUUGGUGCUUGCCUUGCGCUGUAUAUAUACACGAUACCCACGCAGACCGCAGUGCGGGUGGAUGCAGAGCAGUUGUAGAGAGAGAGAAAGGGAGGACUAUUCUCUCCGUUUCCCUCUCCAAAUGUCUGAUUAGUUCUUGACCUGAAGAGUGAAGGGUAGUUGUGGUGAUAGAUGGAUACGGAACUUGGUGUGGACAGAGCUGGGUUCCUUGGAGCUUAGCGUGACUUCAGAACACGCCAUUUCUUCGUUCUUGGAUCAUUUGGAGUCUCUUGCUUGAUUUUGGCGGCUUCUCUCCUCAGUUCUGAGCUCUGAGCAGCGACAAAUCUCUGUAAGCUAUUUCCUCCUCACAUCUCUUCUUCUUCUUCUUUCCCCAUUGUGGCUACAAUUCUACAGAUGCGCAUGCUCUUCAAGGUCUUGUUGCAUAGAGUGGUUCGGUUUGCAUUUUUGCAGUCAGUUCACAGUUGUUGGUUGGUUCUCGAGCUGCACCAAGCAAUGGAGGUGGAGGCACCGGAGACGAAGGGGCACAGAGCUUUUGCCAAGCCUCUUAAGCCUUUCAGUUCUUCAGAGCGGCACAAGCAAUCCAAGAGUUAUUUUGAGGAAAUAUAUGGUGCAGAUGCUUUGCGCUCUUCAGACAAAACUAUUGUUCUGCCUAAGCCGGGAGCUGUAAAAGCUAAGGUGAAAAGUGACAUCAAUAAGGAUGUGCGACCUGGGAGGGGAGCACAAAGCACCUUGAGAAAAGAGGUAACGAUUCUGCAGCUAGAAAAGCACCUCAAGGAUCAGCAGGUUGUGCGUGGUGCCCUGGAAAAAGCUUUAGGGCCUGACGCUGCUCCAGUCAGCUUGUCACCUGAGAAUCCAAUGCCAAAAGCCGCUAAUGAAUUGAUACGGGAGAUUGCCACAUUGGAGCUAGAGGUCAAGAACAUGGAGCAGUAUCUGCUGAUGCUCUAUCGGAAAGCGUUUGAGCAGCAAGCACCUGCAUUUUCUCCACCUGAUAACCGUGAAGCUUCAAAGCCAUCAUUGAGCUCCCGUUCCGGGCAGCUCUGGGAAAUGCCAAUGGCGAUGAAGUCUUUCAAGAGUAGAGAGGAUACAGCACUCCGGUCAAGCUAUCCGCUGCCACAUAAGAAAUGGAAUGAUCCAUUGACAACCUCAGUUCGUCCUGAUAGAGCAGUUGAUUCAGAUGUCCUCCGCUGCCAGUCUGCCUUAUCAUACCGUGGAGUUUGUUCAUCCAGAAUACAGCCUUCAGACGAUGAUAGUCUUGCAAGGGCUCUUCGCUCAUGCCACUCGCAACCUUUUUCAUUCCUAGAGCAGGAAGGAGAGACUGGUGCGUCAGGAAUGAUAAGCUUAGCAGAGUAUCUAGGAACUAAUGUAGCUGACCACAUCCCUGAAACUCCCAACAAUCUGUCAGAGGAGAUGGUGAGAUGCAUGGCGGGGAUAUACUGCAGACUUGCAGACCCUCCGUUGGUUCACCAUGGUUCCUCAUCUUCGCCGACAUCGUCGUUCUCCUCAACAAGUGCAGUCUCUCCACAAUAUGUGGGCGACAUGUGGAGUCCCAACUACAAGAGAGAAACUACCCUAGACUCCCGAUUGAUAAACCCGUUCCAUGUCGAGGGUUUGAAGGAGUUCAGUGGACCGUACAACACAAUGGUUGAGGUUCCUAUGAUUAGCCACGACAGUCGGAGACUGAAAGAAGCCGAGGACCUUCUCCAGACGUAUAAGUUGAUCCUAUACCGGUUGGAAACUGUUGAUAUGAGGAGAAUGACAAAUGAAGAAAAGAUAGCAUUCUGGGUCAACAUACACAAUGCUUUGCUGAUGCAUGCUUAUCUGAAGAAUGGCGUCCCACAGAACAAUCUGAAGAAGACAUCCCUACUUGUUAAGGCUGCCUGCAAAAUCGCCGGACGUAACAUCAACAUAGCCGUUAUCCAGAGCAUGGUUCUUGGAUGUAAUACUCACUGUCCCGGACAGUGGCUACGGACCUUGCUUUACCCCAGGAUCAAAAGCAAAGUGACCAAAGCCGGGCACGAGUGGCGAGCCUUUGCCGUUGCACAAUCAGAGCCUCUUUUACGCUUUGCGCUUUGUUCGGGGAGCCAUUCUGAUCCCGCGGUGAGGGUGUACACUCCGAAGCGGCUGUUCCACCAGCUGGAGGCGGCGAAGGAGGAGUUCAUCCGGGCGACGGCCGGCGUGUGGAGGGAGCAGAAGCUGCUGCUCCCGAAGCUGGUGGAGGCGUACGCCAAGGACGUGAAGCUGUCGCCGCAGGGGCUGGUGGACAUGGUGCAGCGCUACCUCCCGGAGAGCAUGAGGAUGGCCGUGCAGAGGUGCCAGCAGGGCGGCAGGUCGUCGAGCAAGGUCGUGGAGUGGGUGCCCUACAACCCGGCCUUCCGUUACCUGCUCGCCAGGGACCUCGCGUUCCCCCACCUCAGCUGACCGUGUCUGUCUCUGCAAUAGCAGAUUAGCAGUAGGGCACUGUGAUGAACUGAAGAAGUUUGGUUGGAGUGGAGUAUAUGCGCGUGUACCAUAGGGUUAGAGUUAGACAAGGGUUUGUGCAGAUUGUGUCGUGUGAGUAGAUGAUCAGAUGAUCACUGGCGAGUGGCGAUUGCUUGUGGGUUUCCGAUUGUCCGCUGUAAAAAAAAGGGGGGCAAUAGGUUAUUUUGUAGAUGAACAGGAGACAGAGGAUGAAAUGGGAAAGCAAAAAAUGUUAGUAGUA